AUGUCUGUGAGAUCUUCCUUACCUUACAGUACACAAGACCUAUUUCCACAGGUGAAGCCUCACGGAAGUCCUUCGCGAGGAGGCGGAGGUAGUACAGCUGGUGGAAGCAUUGCAGGUGGCAGCUACACAGGCACAGCUGGUGGAUCAAGUUUCGCUGGAGGUGCUCAUGCCAACUACACUGGAAGCAGCUACUCUGGAAAUCCAGCCACGAAUGCUGCUCGCAAGAUGCUCAAGAGACUAUUCAAACCCACCACAUUAGAUUUUGAGACCGCAAUUUGGGAGAUCUUCCACCUCAUCAUCAACCCAAAGAAAAUGUACCGUUCACACUAUUACUACAAACAGCAAACGACCAAUGGUGGAAAAUUCAGUUACACCAGAGAUGAUCCUUCAUUCUUGAUUCUUCUCACUGUAUUUUUGUGCAUUAGUGCAAUUGCAUGGGGUAUUGCAUACUCUCCGACAGUCAUAGAUAUCGUGAGAUUGAUUCUCUACAUGGUUGUUGUGGAUUUCUAUCUAACCGGGAUGGUUAUUGCAACAGUAUCCUGGUUCCUCACCAACAGGUUGUAUAACAGUGACUUCUUGAGAAAUAACCCAUUCACCAGAGGAGGACUCGCAACUAGAGCCUCUGGCUCAAAUGGGUACAUUGAAUGGGGCUUCUGCUUCGAUAUCCACUGCAACUCGUUCUUGAUCAUAUGGUGUUUGCUCUACAUGUUGCAAUUCUUGUUGCUCCCAUUGUUGAGAAUAAAGGGUUCCAUUAUCUCCUUAUUGUUGGGGAACACCUUAUAUUUUGCAUCAAUUGGAUACUAUUUCGUCAUGAGUCUUUACGGUUUCAGCUCAUUGCCCGGUCAAAGAAAUGGUACUGAUCCAGUUGGCUCACUCCAAACGGUGGUGCUUGCUGGUGUAUUGCCAUUGUUGGGAAUUGCGUGGUUGAUUACAGUGUGUUUCGGUUUCAAUGUGGCAGAUGCAAUGGUGGAUACUUAUUUUAACUGA
Suhomyces tanzawaensis NRRL Y-17324 is the source of this 987-nucleotide messenger RNA. RefSeq lists its product as uncharacterized. NCBI's taxonomy places the organism in Eukaryota, Fungi, Ascomycota, Pichiomycetes, Serinales, Debaryomycetaceae. Bases 1 to 987 code for a protein of 328 amino acids. The record is from RefSeq and is a predicted model, not a curated record. Gene Ontology annotation, cellular component: Golgi membrane. The transcript has 2 exons.